Molecule: messenger RNA, 867 nt
Organism: Protopterus annectens (West African lungfish)
Lineage: Eukaryota; Metazoa; Chordata; Ceratodontiformes; Protopteridae
Product: galactoside alpha-(1,2)-fucosyltransferase 2-like
Exons: 2
Coding region: 22-867 (281 amino acids)
Biological process (GO): carbohydrate metabolic process
Cellular component (GO): membrane
Molecular function (GO): galactoside 2-alpha-L-fucosyltransferase activity
Source: RefSeq, a predicted model, not a curated record
GGGGAUGGAGAAAGGAGAGGCAUGUGGACUAUGUACACCAACGGGCGAUUAGGUAACCAGAUGGGAGCAUUUUCAACCUUACUUGGACUAGCAAAUAUAAAUGGAUAUCAGCCAUAUAUAGGCCAAGAUAUGUAUGAUUUUUUAGCACCUUAUUUCCAGAUUACUAUUCCGCUGAUUCAUGAAGCUGUGAGUCAAAAGAUACACUGGAAAUCUUAUUGGGUUCAUGACUGGAUUUCCCCUGAGCACAAAACAAUUAAGGGGAAAUUUGUCAAGCUGCUUGGAUAUCCAAACUCAUGGACAUUUUAUGACCACAUAACAGAUGAAAUUAGAAAACAGUUUACUGUUCAUGACUUCAUCAAAGAGAAAGUUAAUCAAUAUCUUCUUAAAAUCAAGGGGAAUCGGAAAAAUGUAACCUUUGUUGGUGUACAUGUUCGGAGGGGAGACUAUUUGUAUACAAUGCCCAAUACUUGGAAAGGGGUGGUUGCUGAUCUGGACUACCUGGAGAAAGCCAUGAAGUAUUUUAGAGAAAAGUACCAAGAUCCUAUAUUCAUCACAACAAGUGAUGGAUUAGACUGGUGCAAGCAGAAUAUGAAUAACUCUAAGGGUGACAUUUACUUUCCAGGUGAUGGAGAAUCAGCUGAUGCAGGAGAAGACCUGGCAAUGCUUAUACAUUGCAACCACACCAUCAUGACCAUUGGAACGUUUGGAUACUGGGCUGGUUAUUUAGCAGGUGGGGAGGUCAUCUACCUUGACAAAUUUGUGCUUCCUAACUCUCCUUUCCUGGAAGUCUUUAAGUAUGAAGCUUUUUAUCUUCCUAAUUGGAUCGGCAUUCCUGCUAACCUGUCUUCCUUACAAAAUCCCAGGUAG